AUGGCAAACCCCCCAACUGCAGCACCAGUUUCGGUGCUCUUCGUUUGCUUGGGUAACAUCUGCCGCUCGACUAUGGCCGAAGGCGUGUUCCGUUCCCUCACCUCUUCGUCGCAACAGCACAGCUUUUUAAUCGACGAGAUCGACUCCGCAGGCACUGGCGCUUACCACGUCCACGAUCCUCCUGAUCACCGCACAAUGGCCACUCUGCGACAGCAUGGGAUAAAAAACUACAAUCACGCCGCGAGAAAAGUUACAAAAGAAGACUUCAGAACGUUUGAUUUCAUACUCGCAAUGGAUCAGUAUAAUCUGAGGGAUCUAUUACGGCUGCGUGAUAGUAUUAUGCUUGGGGGGCAAUCCGGGAGAACAAAAGGCCGCAUAACGACGAGUUCGCUGGGACAAAAAGGCAGUGCAGGCGAAACGGCGAUUUCAAAGAUCGCAGAGGUGCGGCUGUUUGGAGACUUCAACCCCGACGGCACUGUCAACAAACAAAUUGGCGGUGGUCAAGAAAUUGAGGAUCCCUAUUAUGGUGGAAUCAACGGUUUCGAAAUUGCCUACGAGCAGGCUAUGAAGUUUUCCAAAGGGUUUCUUGCGUAUUUGGAAAAGCAAACUGAACAAUGA
Talaromyces atroroseus is the source of this 618-nucleotide messenger RNA. RefSeq lists its product as hypothetical. Gene Ontology annotation, molecular function: acid phosphatase activity; non-membrane spanning protein tyrosine phosphatase activity. The coding region runs from base 1 to 618 and encodes 205 amino acids. Gene Ontology annotation, biological process: protein dephosphorylation. Gene Ontology annotation, cellular component: cytoplasm. The transcript has 2 exons. The record is from RefSeq and is a predicted model, not a curated record. NCBI's taxonomy places the organism in Eukaryota, Fungi, Ascomycota, Eurotiomycetes, Eurotiales, Trichocomaceae.